AUGAUACAUUCUCCACAUGACACAUGGACACCCCAGUCCUGGUCUACAAAGCCCGUGAUCGCCCAGGCUGUAGAGUAUGAUGACCCGAAAGCUUUGGAAUCGGUCCUGAACACCCUAUCCACUCUGCCGGCGCUUGUCAGCCCGAUGAAAAUCGAGAUUGCCCGUAACAGCUUUGCAGCCGCAGCACGAGGCGAGGCGUUUAUCAUCCAAGGAGGCGACUGUGCAGAGAGCUUCGACGACGUACGCCUGCAUGUUAUCCACCAGAAGAUCAAACUUCUGCAGGAGCAGUCUCAUCUUCUUGUACAAGGUCUUAGUCUGCCCGUUAUAACAGUGGGACGAAUUGCUGGCCAGUACGCAAAACCCCGGUCGUCUCCAUGGGAGACCUUGGAAGACGGUACAAGAACGCACGCUUUCCGUGGGCACAAUAUUAACGGCUCCAAUCUCGGGGAGAGACGCCCUGACCCAUAUCGUCUGCUGCUGGGAGACUCUUACUCGAGGACGACCUUGCAAAUGACCAAAGAUAUUCAAUCUACACCCUCUAGCAUGGGUCGAAACUUCGUCCCUGCGCAGAACUCCUUCCCCUUGACUCCAGAAGAGACAGAUGUUGCAGCAUUACCGACACCCACUGGGACUAUCUUUACAUCCCAUGAAGCGCUUCACCUUCCUUAUGAGAGUGCUAUGACCCGCGACCGUUACAACACCUCGGCCAGUUUUAUUUGGAUCGGUGAACGCACGCGGCAGUUGGACGGGGCUCAUGUCGAGUACAUCCGUGGCCUGCGGAAUCCCAUUGGGGUAAAGAUCGGGCCAAGUACUGAGGGUUCAACACUGGUCGCGCUUCUCAAUACCAUCUGCCCUGAGCCACACCUGUCAGAGAAUGUUGGCCGAGUAACGAUUAUCACGCGCCUCGGAGCAGAGAAGGUCGCCACUCUUCUUCCCCCUCUCAUCAAAGCCGUUCAGGAGGCCGGGCACACGCCCGUCUGGAUGUGUGACCCUUGUCAUGGGAAUACACAGACUACGAAGGCUGGUCUUAAGACACGGCAUGUAGGACGCAUGCUACUAGAAGCCACCCAGACAUACCAAACACAUAGAGAGAGCAACUCUAUUCUCGGCGGGUUACACCUCGAACAAACGGGAGAAUUCGUAACCGAGUGCCAAGACGAUGAUAAUAUGGACCAAAGGAGCGCUCUGGGCAGUAACUACCGCAGUUUAUGCGACCCGCGCCUGUCCAAUGUCCAAGCCUUGAGUCUAGUUCGACAGUUUGUGGAUUUCGUGCGCUACCAGGAAGGGAAAGAAAAGCUUGGAUAUUAA
This is a messenger RNA of Aspergillus pseudonomiae, 1308 nucleotides long. RefSeq names its product class II DAHP synthetase family protein. Gene Ontology annotation, molecular function: 3-deoxy-7-phosphoheptulonate synthase activity. Lineage: Eukaryota; Fungi; Ascomycota; Eurotiomycetes; Eurotiales; Aspergillaceae. The transcript has a single exon. The coding region runs from base 1 to 1308 and encodes 435 amino acids. The record is from RefSeq and is a predicted model, not a curated record. Gene Ontology annotation, biological process: aromatic amino acid biosynthetic process.